AUGGAAGAAACAGAAAAAAUUGAUAAUUAUAAAAGAUUUAAAAAGUCCAAAAUUCUGGGUGAAAAAAAUUACGACGAGGUUUGUGAAGAAAUAAAAGCAGGCAGACUGUCGAAGGAUGUCAUACUGAAAAUUGGAGUGGAAUAUAAUUACCUUUUUUGGCAAUAUGACUUUAACGACUUCAAUUCGUUCGUAAUAGAUGAUCAACAAUUCAGUGAUACAGUUACAAUGUCAAUAAUUCAUGUUGCAAUAGGCCUGAAUGAUCAAGCAAUGAUAGAUUACUUGUUAGCUUUGAAUUGCAAUCUCCAAGCGAUGACAGGAUACGGAUAUUCAGUAUUGCAAUUUGCUGUCAUGUGUAAUAAGUUAAAGGCUGUCCAGAAAUUAUUAGAUACUGGUGUUGAUAUCAAUGAUCUAGGAGAGGAUCACCAAUCGCUAUUAACAAUAGCCGUCAGUUGGAACAGAUAUGAGAUGGUGGAAUUGUUAAUCAGUCGCGGUGCUCAAAUCAAUGACCGUAAAUCUUGUACCUUUAACAAGUCACCUUUCGGUUGUGCUGUCGAUAAAUCUAAUUUGAUCAUGAUGAAAUUCCUAAUUAGUCAUGGCGCUGAUGUUAACUUAGCGGUGUCUGGUAAGAGAUCAUCCUGGACAUGCACGCCUUUGAUGGCUGCUUGUAUUUUGUACAAUUCGAUGGAUUUAAUAAAGUUUUUGUUGAAUCAUCCAUACAUUGACAUCCAUGCUGUUAACGAGAGUAAUGAAACUUGUGUAUUUUUUGCUGCUAGAAACGCCCCCUCAGGCUGCUUACAGUUGAUUCUAAAUACAAAUAUUGAUAUAAAUACUAAAAAUAUUUAUAAUAAACUGCCGUUAGAUGUUAUACCGAAUGGCUAUAAUAAUUUAAUGAAUCGUCAUAUUGUCAAAUUGAUUGUCGCUGGUUUUUAUGUCUGUGAAGAAAACAGAGAAGCUGUUGAAGAUGAAACAUUUGACAAUUUGCGAGAUUUAUGUUCUGAAGAAAUCCAACUGAUGAAGGACACCAAAGAAUUGUCCACUAACUGGUCCUGCUUCACGAUACUUAGGAGUUCUCAGCACACUUUGGCUCUCCGCUUCACGCACGUCGAAGUUUCUGUUGAUCAAGUAAAAGGGUGGAUUAAAAAAUUUCCUCUCUACGGUAAAAUUCUUGCGUUUCACGUUAUAAAGGCUCUGCAGCGGAAGAUGAUACUUGAACACACAGACCAAGUGCUGUUUGAUAUUUUCAAGUGGAGAUUGCCAAAUACUUUUAUUCACGAUAUGUUCUACUUUUUGAGUAAUUAUAAUCUGUCAAUGUUACUAGAGUGA
Cotesia congregata is the source of this 1323-nucleotide messenger RNA. The record is from the annotation of a GenBank genome assembly. NCBI's taxonomy places the organism in Eukaryota, Metazoa, Arthropoda, Insecta, Hymenoptera, Braconidae.